This is a messenger RNA of Camelina sativa (false flax), 731 nucleotides long. The record is from RefSeq and is a predicted model, not a curated record. Lineage: Eukaryota; Viridiplantae; Streptophyta; Magnoliopsida; Brassicales; Brassicaceae.
UCACUUCCCUUUUUCACCCUAAAACGAAAAGACCCUUGUUUAGGAGCACGUCGGAGUUGGGAAGAUCAAGAUCUGGAGACAUGGCGGACGAAGCGAACAGAGCUGCUUUUAUGGAGAUUCAAGCAAGCAUGAUUGAACUCACUGGGAAGCUGAAGCAGGUGCAGAAUCAGAUGCGCAACAAAGAGGGAGAUAAAAAGCGAGCUUUCUUAACCUUGGAAGAGCUGCGGCCAUUGCCUGAAGAUACAAACACCUACAAGUCAAUAGGAAGAACGUUUGUUCUAGAGCCCAAGGCAGUGCUGCAAGCUGAACAAGAGCAAAAACUCAAGGACAGUGAGGCUGCCAUUGUUUCUCUACAGACAUCAAAGGAGUACUUAGAGAAGCAGACAGCAGAGGUGGAGAACAACUUGAGGGAGCUGUUGCAGCAAGAACCAGGCAUUGCUCAACAAAUAAUGUCCAUGUCUAUGUAACUUACCCUCCAAACCUUGGACAAAAAAGUACACUCAACACCUUGAGCGACCCGUGAGUUUUGGUGGUUCUGCUUUAUCAGGGCUUCUGGGAUUGAAUUGAAACCAUAAGAAAUUAAGAACGUCUUUGUAAGAUUCUCCCAAGUUUUUGUCUGAUCAGAAUUAUUCAAAAAGUAUCUGGUAUUUUUUUAUGACAGUGACUAAGACGUCCUGUGCGAAGACAUAUAUCAGAUUUAACCAAUUCGAGAUGGCACUUAAUAUUUUGAA